This is a messenger RNA of Rotaria sordida, 963 nucleotides long. The record is from the annotation of a GenBank genome assembly. Lineage: Eukaryota; Metazoa; Rotifera; Eurotatoria; Philodinida; Philodinidae.
AUGUUUUCUUCAAAUGAGAAUGAGAUUAUUAAUGUAUCAAUUUUGUCAAAUGAUAAAUUUUCUAAAGAACCUCAAUCAUUACGUGUAAAUAAUACUGUUUCUGUGUCAUCAAAAGCUGAUUCAUAUGUGAAAGGAGCAUUAUCAUCGUCAUCAAAAGUGAACAAACGUUAUAUUACGAAAUUCAAAAACGAAUGGUUGUCUUAUCUCAAAUUUUCUAUAUUUUUACGAGAAUGUAAAACAGAUCCAGCAAAAACGUUUGCUGUUAAACCUCGCAUCCUUGAAUUUAUUGAACAAGUACAUGAAUCAGUUGGUGCUUUAUUUGAGAAUAUAAAAUAUAUACUAGAAGUUAAUCAACUAAAACUAAGUUUAUUUGUUUCAGCUGGAUCUGAUAAUACUAACUGCACAACUGGUGUUAAUCUUCAUAAUAUUAUUACAACUUCGCUUCAUAAAUUAAAUAAUCGUGUACAUGAUGAUUUUUUUGAUCAUAAAGUUGAUCAAUUAUUAAAAAAAAUUCGAUGUCCAGUUGAAGUCAAUAAUUUAAAAGAAUCAUUUAGAUUGUUAACUAGAACACUUAUUAAUUAUAUUGAAACAUAUUAUAAUACUAAAACAACAAUAAGUAACGAAGAAACUUUAUGCGAUGAUUGUGAUGUUGAAAAUAAUUCUAAUGACGAAGAUGAUGAUGAUGAUGAAUAUGAUGUUAAAUGUCGUAAAGAUAAAACAAGAGAUCAAUUUAUUACAAGUAAUCAUUUAUGGUCUUAUCUACUUGUUGGUGAAAAGGUACUUAAUUUAAAAAAAUUAAUUCAAUUUGUUUUUGUUAUUCCGACUUCAAAUUCAUUUUGUGAAUCAAUUGUUAGUCAUACCAUAUAUACAAAGGAUACUAAUCGAAAUAAAAUGCAACACGAUUUAAUUGGAGCUGAGUUAAACAUUAAAAUGAAUACUGAUCAUAUUUGUACACAGUUUUAA